Messenger RNA from Leptosia nina, 1779 nucleotides. Lineage: Eukaryota; Metazoa; Arthropoda; Insecta; Lepidoptera; Pieridae. The record is from the annotation of a GenBank genome assembly.
AUGGAGGGCGACUAUACCUGGGUCUCCCGCGCAUUAGUUACUAUGCGCAAGACGAUGAUCGCACCAAUUUCCCGGUCAAAAACUUUGGAGAGUAUUGUAGCUUUGGUACUUUGUACUCUAUGUAAUGCAGCGUUUGCGCAGGACACAAAUUAUCGCGAUGUGAAAAUAGAGCAAGGAGUCGUACGAGGAUAUAGGUCGGUGGAAGAAAAUAUAUUUACGUUUCAAAGCAUUCCGUACGCAAUUGUUCCGUCCGGCCUUGAUUUUUAUAAGGCACCUCUGCCUCCGCCAUCUUGGAAUGAUACGUUCGAUGCGGUAGAUCGAAAAAUAAUAUGCCAACAACAUCGCCAAUACCCCCCCGGUCUAGUUGAAGUCAAAGAACAAUGCCUCAUUGUAAAUGUAUUCGUACCAGAUACGAAACAAGAAAAGCUACCCGUCGUUGUGUUUGUACACGGAGGAGCAUUUUUGUUCGGAUAUGGAAAUUCUCGAACGCCUAAGAAUUUAGUCAAAAGUGGUAAAAUUAUAGCAGUCACUUUCAACUACAGGGUGGGCCCACAUGGCUUCUUAUGUCUAGGAACAGACGCGGCUCCGGGUAAUGCUGGAAUGAAAGACCAAAUAGAACUACUUAGGUGGGUUCAAAGGAACAUUGCUGAAUUUGGCGGUGAUACAAGCGAUGUAACAAUUGCUGGUUGCAGCGCUGGCUCGGCAUCUAUAGACCUACUAUUGAUCUCAAAACAAAGCAAAGGAUUGUUUAAAAGAGCAAUAGGAGGUAGCGGGAGUAAUCUUAAUGCCUUUGCUGUCCAAACGAGGCCGUUAGAGAACGCAAAAUAUUUCGCGCAACAAAUGGGGUUCAACGAUACGAACGAUAUUGUUGCGUUGGAAAAAUUCUAUCUGAACACCCCAUAUGAAGCACUAUCCCUUAAAUCCGCUGAAUUAGCACAAACCACAAACUCGGUCACCUUAUUCUCACCGUGUGUGGAGAAAGAUAUUGGUCAAGAAAUAUUCCUUCAUGACAGCCCGUUUAAGAUACUAAGUGACGGGAACUUCCUAAAGGUACCUAUGUUAUAUGGGUAUUGUAAUAUGGAAGGAAUAUACCGGGUCAAUAUGUUCGAUACAUGGAGAGACAAAAUGAACGAGAACUUUGUGAACUUCCUUACACCAGAUUUAGGAAAUGAUGAAGAAAAUAGGGUAAAACUGGCAGAAGAUAUUAAGCGACUUUAUUUUGGCGUCGGACCCGUUACAAAUAGUAGUAUUUUAGAUUACAUAGAUUUUUUCACAGACAUCAUGUUUGGCUAUGGUAUGUUAAGGUCUGCUAAACUGCAAUUAGAUGUUGGAAACGAUCAGCUUUAUCUCUAUAAAUAUUCAUUUGCGGAUGAAAGUGAUGAUUAUAUACCGCACACAGCAGAACGUGGGGCCACGCAUUGUGCGCAAGCGCAUGCUGUCAUGGAUUUGGGCGACGAAAGUAAGCUAUCAGAGAAGUAUAGGAACGUCAAAGUUAUUAUGCGAGACCUUUGGCUAAAUUUCAUCACCACAGGAGUGCCAGUACCAGCCGGUUCGAACUACCCAGCCUGGCCACCGAUGUCGCAGCAAAGAUCCUACAUGUCCUUAAACAGUACUUUAGAAUUCAGGGAUUCUAUGCUCUCCGAAAGAACGAAAUUUUGGGAAGAGGCUUUCGCGAAAUAUUACAAAUACCCAGCACCACCGAAUCCGACUAGCAGUUCCACCUCUAUCAAUGUGCCCCACAACAUGCAUUCGGACUUACGUUGCAGUAACAAUUAUUGA